Messenger RNA from Phoenix dactylifera (date palm), 822 nucleotides. NCBI's taxonomy places the organism in Eukaryota, Viridiplantae, Streptophyta, Magnoliopsida, Arecales, Arecaceae. The record is from RefSeq and is a predicted model, not a curated record.
UCCUUUUCCUUGCCAUGACCUUCUCCCCCCUCUCCCCCCUCUCCACCCACCCCUUGAAAAACUACUCUCCAUCGCCUCUUCUCCCCUCCACGGGCCGCUCAAAACCCCUCCCCCUCGCCGCCCUCCCGCUCCAGCCACGAGAAAGCCAGCUCCGCCCCGGCUCGUUCGCCGGAUCCGGCAGCGGAAGCAGGGAGGGGAGGUGCGGAGGGUCUGGUGGCCGGAUCCGGUGGUAUUGGUUGCGGAUCUGGCGGCGGACUCCUCUCGUUUGGUUGCGUAUCUUUGUUCGGGUUCUUGUUGAUGGGGAACUGCUGGAGCGCGAGGAUCAAGGCGGAGAGCCCCUGCCACAGCGCUUCAGCUUCAGAUUUGGGCGGUGAUCUUGCGAAAGGUUGCUCUGACUUCUCGUAGCGAGGAUGAGAUCUUGCAAUCUUCCAAGCUGAGGUGCUUCACCUUCAGUUCCACCAUCUGGCCAUCCGGCCCCCAGGGCCUCAUGUUCCCCAUGAUCGAGUCCCCCGGCGCCACCGAGCUCGCCGUUCUGCUGUUUCCCACCGCGCGGCGUCCGCGGGUCCGCCGACACAGUGGUGCGCGCCUCCGCCUAUGGCAUCGACGAUGGCUACCUGGCGCGGGUUGACGAGGAGCUGCUGGUGAUGUGCCAGGUGGAGACGGCGGCGGGGCUGGCGGAGAUCGAGGCAAUCGUCGGCGUCGAGGGGGUCGACGUGGUUCAGAUGGAUCUGAGCGCGAGCAUGGGGCAUCUGUGGGAUCUGAGGGAUGCGAUGAAGGAGGCGGAGAGGAAAUUGGGAGGAAUCGAGGCUCUGAUUCAAAAUA